This is a messenger RNA of Mixia osmundae IAM 14324, 1042 nucleotides long. RefSeq lists its product as uncharacterized. Bases 50 to 1042 code for a protein of 330 amino acids. The record is from RefSeq and is a predicted model, not a curated record. The transcript has 2 exons. NCBI's taxonomy places the organism in Eukaryota, Fungi, Basidiomycota, Mixiomycetes, Mixiales, Mixiaceae.
CCAAGACUGUCGCAGAACACGCCCGGGAACGACUCAUGAAGUCAAGAAGAUGGAGCGGCUCAGCAAAUGGCGAGAUGCUGGGACAGGCAUUGCGCCGUUUGUAGGAGCUCUCGCGCCCGGCAGCGAUGACGCACAAGCAAGCGUGUUGCUACGUCCUCUCCUCCUCGGCUGCGCAGCCAUCAAAUGUGCGCUAUUGCUCGGCAUGCUGGUCCAAUACGCGCUACUCGUCGAGUUGCCUCUGCUCGUCUUUGCCGAUCUGGGAGUGUGGCAGACAUGGCACACGAGAGUACGAGCACGGGAUGCGCUCUUUCUGAUGGGAUUCCUCAGGCUCGGCUCAGAGGUGGUGAGCUUGCAAAGACGACAAGGACGGCAUUGGUCGAGCAAGCGGCCUGGACCAGCCGAUCUGAUCGCCUACAACGCUAGCUCGCUUGUCGACUUACUCUGGCUCGCCGCUGCUUUCGCGCCCUCUUACGUCGUCCCUGUCGUCUCAACGCCCGCAUCAGGCAAUCAGUCAAAAGUGCUCGGCUUCCAACGCACUACCUUACUCGGCGCACUGUGGAGAACGAGCUCAGUCCCUACGAGAACACCGUCAUCGCCUUUGCUUGAUCUGACGUCAUGUCAGACUAGCGCACGACGAGCAUUGUCAUUCUCGCCCGAGGCGACGACGUCGAACAAUCGCUGCUUGCUACGCUUUCCCGACUUUACAGAUGUGCGCGCCAAGCCCAAAACGGUCACUCAUAUCAUCGCAUUCAAGCACGAUGCGCCGAGUCGAUACAGCCCGACUGUCACUCUCCCCGUCAAGCUAGAAGCGUACCAAACUGUCUCGCUCGCAAAGAGCGUCUUUCAGAUCUGUCUGGCUCCCCUGCCCUGGCGGCAGGUUUCCGUCCGCCGCUUGGCGUCAGACGAGUCAAUUGAUCUUUCGGCAGCGAGAUGGGAAGAGUUAGCAGAUCGGUUGAGCACGCUCGCCAAGCUCAAGCGGGUAGGUAUCAGCGUCAGAGACAAGCAAGGCUUUGUAGAGUAUGCAUCCAAAGCCAAGCGGUGA